UUAUGGCUAACUCGGUAGUCUUAUUUUAGCCCCUUUACACAGAAGUCAUCUGAGAUGACUUUUUCCACCUUUACCUGCUCUCUCUUCUGUGUAUAAGAUACCAAUCCAAGAUGGGGCUUUGAGGUGACCCGGGAAUUUGCCAUCUGCCCAGGUAGUAACAGAGGUGGAUUGCCACCAUCGUGUAAGCAGUGUAAAGUGAACACCCGAGACUCACGCCUCAUACUCCUUUGUGUUGAAAGUAACUGUUGCUGUCACGCUGAUGUUGCCACAUGGCCAAUUAGGAGUGAAUGCCAAGCGAAUGCAUGCCAACUUAGGCUGCACAAUUAUUUUGACCAAUAUUGUAAUCGCGAUGAUUAAUCACGAUUAUUCCUCAUUUUUCGUGAAAAAUCUUUAGUAUAGCACUACUUUUCAACAAACAAUAUGGAACAGUUUUCAGUGCAAAAUGAAUCUAAAAAUAAGAAUAAAUGAUACAUAAUAAAAAAAAUAAUAAUAAUGUACCCCCCAAAAUUGACUAACUGAAUAAAUAGGGAAUUACAAAGUGCAAUCACAGAUUGCAACUUAAUGGACGCAAAUACAGUUAAUGCAUAAAAUGCAAUACCAUUAGACUGCAAGCACCGACUUUUCAUCUGAAAAUCCCUGUCAAUAUAGGGAAUGGAGGAGGAGGGUACGUCUCAGUAUUUCUGCUUCACCAUUGGUCAGUCGUGGACUGUCACAAACUGCAAAGAACCCGAAAGUUGUGAUUCCACUCACUAUUUACUCCCGGCAUUUUUUCAUUGCAGCCGAAAAGUUGAAGUCAAGGCAGCCGCUACAACGAUUGUUAAUAGUGUCUUACUGUGACAUACCGCCUCUGCGCCAACGUGCUGAGAGGGCCAACUUCAAAAUAAAACGUUCAUAAAUUACUACAUUGGACAUCAAUGCUCUUUUAGGCUUUUAUUUUGAAGGUGGCACUGAAGCGCAGUGCCAGAGCUUAAUGAACCCUUAACCAUACGUUCGCCCCUCUGGUGUGUGGCUGACUAGGUUGCGGACACUGCUGCAAAUGAAGCACUUUUCAUAUGUAGCAGUGCCUGCAUUUUAAAUGCCAAAAAUUGCCAACAUUCAGGCUAAUUUAAUCAUGGCAGCCAAAAUUACAGUCACGAUUAAAUUUCGAUAAAUUGUGCAUCCCUAAGUAAAAAUAUUGACUUCGUCAUAAUGAAACCUUUGCUUCUUAGGUAAACAUAACAUUCAAUAAACCCCCAUAAAGUAAAAUGGCUCACGCUUUUGUAGACUCCUGAAGGGCACGUAAUGGGGGCAAACGGGCAAGUGUUGUUUUGUACAGAUUGCUGUAUUGUGAGGUGCCAAAUUCAAUUUCUGGUUAUCAUUGAACUUUCACCUUUUGCCAUCACUGAUACUGUACUAUAGCAUCACAAAAAGACAAAGCAAAAGCAAACAAGCGCGUCAUCGAUUAUUCCUUUAGAUCCUUAAAGGACCUAUAGUGUCCAGAUGGCCAACUCUGUAGUUCAUUAACAACUUUUUUUUUUUUACCUAGAAUAUAAAGCUGAUAGUCAUUUCCAAUAAUAUAAAUUGGUUUCGGAGCAAUUAGUAAAUAACUCAUUGCCCUCGGAAUGCCCCUUUUUCAUUGCCAAAAUCGAUAACGCCGCCAUGUCUUGGUGUGACAUCAGUGACGGAACUGGUGACCAACUUCGCUGCAUAGCCAUGUGGACAAAGAAAUGCACUAUACUAUGAAGUGGUAUUUGUUUUAUAUAUCUUUUGUCGGGAGGAAUCCCCCUCACCACAAGAAUGACAACUUUUCAGGAAAUAAAUAAAUGCCCUCUCACUUGAGUUUCCAAACACCACUUUAAGUUGGUAUUAUACCUUAUAUUGCUAUCAUACAGCAUACCAUGUGCACACUCACAUUAAUACAACGGCACCCCAAAAUUUUAUUCAAUCUCUAAUUGAAUGUUUUAAAACAUUGCAGAUUUUUUACUGUCAUUAAAAUGGUACGCACACUGCGUCCAGCUGUGCACAUCGACAUCAGCGUUCACGCUGACACCCGCACCGUGCAAAAAGCUUUUAACUCUUCACAUGACCAAACGCCUGUGUUAUGUCAUUUUCCCAAACUCUUUUUCAAAGGUCUUGAGUGAUUCAAUAAAUAUAACGAUGAGCAGACAAAACCUGUGUAUAUAGGCAGAACUUAAUCUAGACAAGACUUCCCUCAUGCAGCAGCCUUCCUUCUGAAACAAAGAAUUUCAGCUAUUUAUUUUACAAAGCAAUCCUACUCAAAUGUAUCUAAACUCACUGUUUCCACUCAUUAUUGUCCCACCCAAAAAAAACACAUCCAGACUAUCAUUGUUGACGACAAUUACGCUGCAAAAGACAUACUGGUACUAGUUUAAUAAGGAAAUGUGCUCAUCUUCUACUGCCGACAUCAGCAGGUUCACGCAGGUUUGGACUUAAUUGUGGGUGGGCCAAGAUCUGGCUGAAAAGCAAAUAUGUCAUCAGAAAAAAAGCCUAAAAUUACUACUGAGUCUAUUUUGGGGGAUUUUUUUCUGCAGACAUACGUUUUCACUCCAGAACUAUGGAAUAAGUGCCAAUGUUCACAGCUUUAGAGAGUUCCUUUUAAUGAGAUGAAGUCUCGCAAAUGAUUGAACACAAAGUUUUGUUUUACUUUUGAGGCAUAUUGUUCCAUAGUUGUUGAGCUCCAAAUUGUCCAACUUGUGGGGUGUUCAAACAUGUCUGUUCAACUGCAUUACUGUAGUACCAAACCUCAAAUGACACACAUAAUCAUACAGUGGGGCAAAAAAGUAUUUAGUCAGUUUUUUUUUUUUUUUUUUUUUAAGGAAUUUAUUAGCAAAUUAUGGUGGAAAAUAAGUAUUUGGUCAAUAAGCAAAGUUCAUCUCAAUACUUUGUUAUAUACCCUUUGUUGCUAAUGACAGAGGUCAAAUGUGUUCUGUAAGUCUUCUCAAGAUUGGCGCUGUCGCUGGGCAACACACACUUUCAACUCCCUCCAAAGAUUUUCAGUGGGGUUGAGAUCUGGAGACUGGCUAGACCACUCCAGGACCUUGAAAUCCUUCUUACGCAGCCACUCCAUCGUAGCCCGGGCGGUAGGUUUGGGGUCAUUGUCACGCUGAAAGACCCAGCCAUGUUUCAUCAAAUCUCACGAUACAUGGCCCCAUUCAUUCUUUCCUUUAUACAGAUCGGUCGUCCUGGUCCCUUUGCAGAAAAACAGCCCCAAAGCAUGAUGUUUCCACCCCCAUGCUUCACAGUAGGUAUGGUGUUCUUUGGAUGCAACUCGGCAUUCUUUCUCCUCCAAACACGACAAGUUGAGUUUUUACCAAAAGGUAAGGUAUAAUGGUUUCAUCUGACCAUAUGACAUUCUCCCAAUCUUCUUCUGGAUCAUCCAAAUGCUCUCUAGCAAAAUUCAGAUGGGCCUGGACAUGUACUGGUUUAACCAUGGGGACACUUCUGGUACUGCAGAAUUUGAGUCCCUGGCGGUGUCGUGCGUUACUGAUGGUAUCUUUUAUUACUUUUUGAUCCCAGCUCUCUGCAGGUCAUUCACUAAAUCCCCUGUGUGGUUCUGGGAUUUUUGCUCACCGUUCUUGUGAUAAUUUUGACCCCAUGGGGUGAGAUCUUGCGUGAAGCCCCAGAUUGAGGGAAAUUAUCAGUGGUCUUUCAUGUCUUCCGUUUUCUAUUAAUUGCUCCCACAGUUGAUUUCUUCACACCAAGCUACUUACCUAUUGCAGAUUCAGUCUCCCGAGCCUGGUGCAGGUCUACAAUUUUGUUUCUGGUGUCCUUUGACAGCUCUUUGGUCUUGGUCAUAGUGGAGUUUGGAGUGUGACAGGUGUCCUUUAUACUGAUUACAAGUUCAAAGGGGUGCCAUUAAUGCAGGUAAUGAGUGGAGGACAGAGGAGCUUCUUAAAGAAUUACAGGUAUAUAAGAGCCAGAAAUCUUGCUUGUUUGUAGGUGACCAAAUACUUAUUUUCCACCAUAAUUUGCUCAUAAAGUCUUUAAAAAUCAGACUGAUUUUCUGGAUUUCUUUGUUUUUUUUCCUCAUUUUUGUCUCUCAUAGGUGAGGUAUACCCAUGAUGAAAAUUACAGGCCUCUUCUUUUUAAGUGGGAGAACUUGCACCAUUGGUGGCUCACUAAAUACAUUUUUGUCCCACUGUAUAAGAUUAAUACAAAGCUAAGGUGAGACUUUUUUUUAAAAAUCUUUUUGUUUCAGCUAAGUGAUCUUGACCCACGCUGUAUUUCUUUGUUCUAUUGCUACACAUUGAGAUCUAUUUUGCAUUUGAAGUGCUACAAGUCAAACAGGCUAUUAGCCAGGAUUCUUUUUUUUAAUCUAGAGAAAGGAAGCAUGCCAAUUAAUAUGAUGGUACCAGAACAAAACAUUUUAUACCCGUAUGGCGCUCUUCCAUUACAAGAUCCAGAACGGCAUGGCCCCGCUCGGCCCUGGCCUCGCUUAGCUUGGCCGCCGUUGCUUUUCCAUUACAACGGGCACCAAUCAAAGGUGGGAGGGACUGGGGCGGGAUAAUAUUUUUUUAUUCCCGGAUGAAAACCACACUCAGAACACAAACAUCCACUGGCCAAUCAAAUGGCAGUGACGUCACGGCCCUUCUCGGCCUGCAUUUUAAAGCCAGGUCGGAGGAGGUUCUGAGGAAAGGUGCCAUUGUCACCGCCCAGCCUCGAAAAAGUGUAAUGGAAAAGCGACCACACAGGGCGUAACCAGGCUGGUUGGGGUUAGAAUCGGUAGAAUGGAAAGGGGCUGUAAUUCCUUGCUGUAAUAUCAAAGUGUAUGUGCUGCACCAUAUGACUGUCCUGCAUGUCCACCAUGCUCUGUGGUUUGUAAAUUUCCCUCUGAGCUCUUUAUCUUUUCUUCCAUCUCAACAGCAGACAUCCACUGUGACAGGAAGGUUUGUCUGUAGAUGGCAACAAAGUGGGGUGUCCUGGAAACUGCAUCGUCAUGUGGUAGCUAAGGUUGCCAUUUCAAGCAGACAUGCUGCUAUGGGCAUCUCACAAGAAUUCAUACUUCGCAAAGGUUCAUUGAGCUUAACUCUGUACCGUCACAGUGCUGUAGCAAAGCAAGUGUCGUCUGACAGCCGCCCAGAGUCUGAGAAGAAGGCAACAGCUAAACAAUCAGUGGUGGAGCAAAGGACCAGCCACUUGUCUCAGGCCCAUUUACUGGCUGGUGCUGUCAAAAGACGCAGUUCUUCCCAGUCAUCAGACAGCAGUAAGAAACAGAAGGUGGAAAGUGCAGCAGCAGGAAAUGGAGACAGUCACACAGAACAGGAGGGAGGAGGAGGACAAAGAUCAGGGGGAGCUGAAAAUCCACAAACCGUCCCAGGCCUGACACCCAAGAACCCAUCGCCCCCCCUUAAUUCUGGUCCAGCUGUGCUUCACCUGCCCUCGGCAGCGGUGUGCAUCGGCGUCCUGCCAGGCCUGUGCGAUUAUUCUGGCAGCAGCGACUCUGACAGCAGCUCGGACAGCGAAGUUUAACCAAGCAAGCAAUCCCGCACUGCCUUCUCUGACGACGUCCCGAUCCCCCCGCACCCCCCUCCCAAACCAAGCCACAGUGACGGCAAGCUGUGCUUUUGGCUGUGGGAAAAGUGAUUGACAGCUGUGGAGGAAGGAAAAGACUUCUGUCUUUGACUCGCGUAUCACAUGACUCGCACCUUUGUAGCUACCAGCAACAGAUUAGUGAAAUGCGGCAGGCGACGCUCUUCUUUAGGUCCAUGCAUUCAGAAUUAUGUUGGAGAACAAUGGAAUGUGUGUGUCAUUUGUUCCACGGUCACAUAAUUCAGGGAAUACGCUCAUCUGUUUACUCCUGCCCCAGACUCCAAAGAGGAAUAAAGAACUUUCUGUUUUAA
Molecule: messenger RNA, 5840 nt
Organism: Phycodurus eques (leafy seadragon)
Lineage: Eukaryota; Metazoa; Chordata; Actinopteri; Syngnathiformes; Syngnathidae
Gene: psme3ip1
Product: proteasome activator subunit 3 interacting protein 1
Exons: 5
Coding region: 4783-5469 (228 amino acids)
Cellular component (GO): nucleus
Source: RefSeq, a predicted model, not a curated record